Messenger RNA from Sorex araneus (European shrew), 1847 nucleotides. RefSeq names its product G protein-coupled receptor 45 (gene GPR45). Gene Ontology annotation, cellular component: membrane. Gene Ontology annotation, biological process: G protein-coupled receptor signaling pathway. The transcript has 3 exons. Bases 386 to 1675 code for a protein of 429 amino acids. Gene Ontology annotation, molecular function: G protein-coupled receptor activity. Lineage: Eukaryota; Metazoa; Chordata; Mammalia; Eulipotyphla; Soricidae. The record is from RefSeq and is a predicted model, not a curated record.
AGUUAGACAGAGGGGCUUCCAACACUCACUCAGCUUCUUCAAUCUGCACCACCAGGCGGGCACAUUGUUUAAUCUGUCUCAGUGGAAGAGAUACUCCCCAUUUCUGGUUUUGCAGUAAGGAUCCAUUUCUUCUGCCAAUAUCUGCCCCAACAAAAUUCCAGACAAGUGAAAUGUCACAGACAGUUAAACUGCCUCUGAACAGUUCAAUGCACAAAAAAAGACGUCAAGGAUUUGCUUGGAAACCAGUGCUCCUCAAUGAAUUUGUGCUUCAGCCUCUACUAAAAUGGGGUGGGAAUAUAAAGAUACAUUAAAGGGCAUUCGGCUACCAAGCAUGAUCAGGCUUGAAACUGCGGGUGCCUCUGAAGUGACGAUGAGCCUGUGAUGGAUGAAUCUGCCCAUCUGGACUACAGCCCUGAGCACAGACACUUCUGGCUGUCUAGUGCCCAGGACCCAAAGUGGCCUGUGGGGGGUGUGCAGACCAGACCCCAGAUACCCAGCCCCUGGGCACUGUAGGAGCCUUUUCCGGGUCUGGGUAGACUCCCUGCUUCUGUCCGAAAUGGCCUGUAACGGCACAGCCCCCAACGCCUACGAGUCCCCGCUGCUGAAUGGCAGCAACGUGUCAGAUUCUGGGGUGGCCACCGCCUCGGCCCCCCUGAGGAUCUCCCUGGCGGUGGCCAUGCUGUUGAUGAUGGUGGUGGGACUCCUGGGCAAUGCCGUGGUGUGCAUCAUCGUGUACCAGAGGCCGGCCAUGCGCUCGGCCAUCAACCUGCUGCUGGCCACGCUGGCCUUCUCAGACAUCAUGCUGUCCCUGUGCUGCCUGCCCUUCACGGCCGUCACCCUGCUCACCGUCCAGUGGCGCUUUGGGGACCGCUUCUGCCGGCUGUCGGCCACCCUGUACUGGUUCUUCGUGCUGGAGGGAGUGGCCGUGCUGCUCAUCAUCAGCGUGGACCGCUUCCUCAUCAUCGUGCAGCGCCAGGACAAGCUGAACCCGCGCAGGGCCAAGGCCAUCAUCGCCGUGUCCUGGGCUCUGUCCUUCUGCCUGUCCGCCCCCUCACUGGCCGGCUGGACGCUGGUGGAGGUGCCGGCGCGGGCGCCUCAGUGCGUGCUGGGCUACUCGGAGUCCCAGGCGGGCCGCGCCUACGUGUUGACGCUGGCGGUGGCCGUGUUCUUCGUGCCCUUCGGGAUCAUGCUCUACGCCUACCUGUGCAUCCUGCACACGGUGCGCAGGAACGCGGUCCGCGUGCACAACCAGUCCGACACCCUGGACCUGCGGCGCCUGCCCCGGUCGGGCCUCCGGCGGCUGCAGCGGCAGCAACUGGCCAGCCUGGACCUGAGCUUCAAGACCAAGGCCUUCACCACCAUCCUCAUCCUCUUUGUGGGCUUCUCCCUCUGCUGGCUGCCGCACACCAUCUACAGCCUCCUGUCCGUCUUCAGCCAGAGCUUCUACUGCAGCGCCUCCUUCUACACCGCCAGCUCCUGCGUUCUGUGGCUCAGCUACCUCAAGUCUGUCUUCAACCCCAUCGUCUACUGUUGGAGGAUCAAGAAGUUCCGCGAGGCCUGCUUCGAGCUGCUGCCUCCCACCUUCCAGAUCCUCCCCAAAGUGCCUGAGCGCAUCCGGAGGAGAAUCCAGCCGGGCACCAUCUAUGUUUGCAGUGAGAACCAGUCGUCUGUGUAGGGGAGCUUCCAUCCCCCUGCCCUAGAAAGGGCCACCAUGUCCCUCCUCCAUGGCACUGGCUGUGGCCACACGUGCACCCCAUGCUCACUUGCUGGCUGCCAGGCCAGUUGCAACUCGCGGGUGUGUUCAUUUAGGGCUUAGGAACCCAGCACGAGAGGGACAGGGAUGUUGA